Molecule: messenger RNA, 480 nt
Organism: Brassica oleracea var. oleracea
Lineage: Eukaryota; Viridiplantae; Streptophyta; Magnoliopsida; Brassicales; Brassicaceae
Exons: 1
Source: RefSeq, a predicted model, not a curated record
UUUAUUGGCGUUUGCCCUUUCUGUCUCCACGAACGACUCUCUUCCCUUUGCCCUGACUGUGCUACCGAUAUACCAUGCUCCUGUAGCUCACGCGCCGACGUGUGUUUCUCUCCGUCGUCUUCUUCGUCUUCCUCUUCGUUCACCCUCUUUGCCGGAGACAUUACUUUUAGUUUCCCUGGGAGCGGGUCCGUAGGUCGAGUCGCGAGUUUGAUCGAAUGCGAACCGGCGUUUCGGAGAUCAAAAUCGAUGGCGGUUCCGAUUAAACCGGAUACAGUUGACGAUUCCGGGUCGGGUAUUGAACCGGCUCGUGGGCUGAGUAAGAAAACGGUGUCGUUUUGGAGGAUGUUAAUGGGAAACAGAGGAGGAGAUACGAAGCCGGCGAUCAUGAGGAAGUCGAGAUCUGUUGCGGUCGUGGGAGAUAUGAAAUACCCUCCGGCGACGGGAAAAGGGAAGGGGUGGAGUUUUCCGAGCCCGAGUAAG